AUGCUGGGCGAUGUGCAGAUGCGAUACGACGCAAGGACGGUCAGGCACGCCGGCCACCUCGUCUCUCCGUGUAAAGACUUGCCCGAUCCGGGCGUCCGCCGAGACGAGCAGGACCGUCGAGUAAUUCUACAUGCAGCGAAUGGCGGUGCAAUGCGCUCUUUAUGCAAGGCCGAAAUCAACAAACGAAACAACGAACACCGUAGCGACGACGCAGAAAAAUAG
This is a messenger RNA of Sporothrix schenckii 1099-18, 222 nucleotides long. RefSeq lists its product as uncharacterized. The transcript has a single exon. Lineage: Eukaryota; Fungi; Ascomycota; Sordariomycetes; Ophiostomatales; Ophiostomataceae. Bases 1 to 222 code for a protein of 73 amino acids. The record is from RefSeq and is a predicted model, not a curated record.